Anolis carolinensis (green anole) is the source of this 2465-nucleotide messenger RNA. It is a transcript of the gene cpne4, whose product is annotated as copine 4. Gene Ontology annotation, cellular component: plasma membrane. Lineage: Eukaryota; Metazoa; Chordata; Lepidosauria; Squamata; Anolidae. The coding region runs from base 359 to 2032 and encodes 557 amino acids. The record is from RefSeq and is a predicted model, not a curated record. The transcript has 16 exons. Gene Ontology annotation, biological process: cellular response to calcium ion. Gene Ontology annotation, molecular function: calcium-dependent phospholipid binding.
CGGCUCCGCCAGCGCUUUCAGAAGGAGGGACUGGGCUCAGUGCGCGGAGCGGCGCCGCCUCGGUGGCCAGCUUCUCCGUCCCCUCCGCCGCUUCCCGCGCUCUCUGCCUGCCCCUCAGCUCUGAGGCGAGCGCCUUCUGGUCCCUCCAAGGCGGAGGAGGAUGGAGCCGGGCUUUCCGGAGGGAUGAAAGCCCCUUCUCCCUUCCAAGAGCCCCUCUCUCGGUGAGACCCCGGGACGCGCGCCUGGAGCAGAAGAAGAGAGGCAGCAGCAAACGCAAAGGGCUUUUUCCCGCUUCUCCUUCGCUUCUGGAAGCCUACAACCUCCAUCUUCUUAAUCGGUCCUCCAGGUUAUCAAGAAAAUGAGCAACAUCUAUGAAUCAGCGGCAAACACCCUGGGAAUCUUUAGCAGCCCAUGCCUGACCAAGGUGGAACUGAGAGUUGCAUGCAAAGGCAUAUCGGACAGAGAUGCCCUCUCCAAGCCUGAUCCUUGUGUCAUCCUGAAAAUGCAGUCUCAUGGGCAGUGGUUUGAGGUUGACAGGACAGAAGUGAUUCGGACCUGCAUAAAUCCUAUCUUCUCCAAGCUUUUCACAGUGGACUUUUAUUUUGAAGAAGUCCAGCGGCUACGGUUCGAAUGCCACGAUAUCAGCAGCAAUCACAACGGGCUGAAAGAUGCAGAUUUUUUGGGUGGCAUGGAAUGCACUCUUGGGCAGAUUGUUUCACAGAGAAAACUCUCAAAAUCAUUAUUGAAACAUGGGAACACAGCGGGGAAAUCAUCCAUAACGGUGAUUGCUGAGGAGUUAUCUGGCAACGAUGACUAUGUUGAACUUUCCUUCAGUGCACGGAAAUUAGAUGACAAGGAUUUCUUCAGCAAAUCUGACCCAUUUCUGGAAAUUUUCCGGAUGAAUGACGAUGCCACCCAACAGCUUGUUCACAGGACUGAGGUGGUGAUGAACAACUUAAACCCAGCCUGGAAGUCAUUUAAGGUGUCUGUAAAUUCACUCUGCAGUGGAGACCAGGAUCGCAGACUAAAGUGCAUAGUUUGGGACUGGGAUUCAAAUGGAAAGCAUGACUUCAUUGGAGAGUUUAGUUCAACAUUCAAGGAAAUGCGAGGAGCAAUGGAAGGAAGACAGGUACAGUGGGAGUGCAUAAACCCCAAGUACAAAGUAAAGAAGAAGAAUUACAAGAAUUCUGGCAUCGUCAUUCUUAAUCUGUGUAAGAUUCACAAGAUGCAUUCAUUCUUGGACUACAUCAUGGGUGGUUGCCAAAUACAGUUCACAGUAGCUAUAGAUUUUACAGCCUCAAAUGGUGAUCCCCGGAACAGCUGUUCACUCCACUACAUCCACCCUUAUCAGCCAAAUGAAUACUUGAAGGCUCUGGUAGCUGUUGGCGAGAUUUGCCAAGAUUAUGACAGUGAUAAAAUGUUCCCGGUCUAUGGUUUUGGAGCCAGGAUACCUCCGGAUUAUAAAGUAGGUGUACAGGUCUCACAUGAUUUUGCAAUCAACUUUAAUGAAGACAACCCGGAAUGUGCAGGGAUCCAAGGAGUGGUUGAAGCCUAUCAGAAUUGUCUCCCCAAACUUCAACUUUAUGGGCCUACAAACAUUGCACCCAUCAUUCAGAAGGUGGCUAAAUCGGCAUCAGAAGAAAUAAACACCAAGGAAGCAUCGCAAUAUUUCAUCUUGCUGAUUCUGACGGACGGUGUCAUCACAGACAUGGCUGAUACCCGUGAAGCCAUUGUUCAUGCCUCCCACCUUCCCAUGUCGGUCAUCAUCGUCGGAGUCGGAAAUGCCGAUUUCAGUGACAUGCAGAUGCUAGAUGGAGAUGAUGGCAUCCUGAGGUCUCCCAAGGGGGAGCCUGUGCUUCGCGACAUUGUUCAGUUUGUGCCAUUCCGAAACUUCAAACAUGCAUCUCCAGCUGCGUUAGCAAAAAGUGUUUUGGCUGAAGUUCCAAACCAAGUGGUGGACUAUUACAAUGGGAAAGCGAUUAAACCAAAAUGUAUGUCAGAGUAUGAGUCUUCCAGGACACUAGCUCCUUGAACUUCCUUGGACCCUUUUAAAGAGUUCAGAAAUGCUAUUACUUACAACUCCUGUACUUAAAUGAAAAUAGCACGUUUCGGUGAUUUUUAACUCCAAUAAUUUUUUGCAUGUGUAGCCUAAAGGCUUGCGGGUAAAGAUUAAGCAAUUGUACUGUUGAAGACUUUUUAUGAGAAAAACAAAAUUAUAACUCUUGACAUUACAGCAUGUCGCCUUGAAAUGAAAAGUUAUCUGUAUCUGUUUUUUAUACAGGUUUGUUGAAAUUUUGCUAAAUUUCUUAUAAUCUUUACACUGUAAAGCAUUUUGAAACAUUUAUUGGAAGUUGAUAGUGAAAACGUAUUUGGGUUUAUCUGCUAUGAAAUGAAAAGAUUUUUUCAAAAUGGCAGAUGCAUGGAUUGUAUUUUGCAUGUUCCAAAAUAAAAACAACAGUUUUGCA